Messenger RNA from Strongylocentrotus purpuratus (purple sea urchin), 6431 nucleotides. RefSeq names its product E3 ubiquitin-protein ligase RBBP6. The coding region runs from base 180 to 3674 and encodes 1164 amino acids. The record is from RefSeq and is a predicted model, not a curated record. Gene Ontology annotation, molecular function: DNA binding. The transcript is spliced from 8 exons. NCBI's taxonomy places the organism in Eukaryota, Metazoa, Echinodermata, Echinoidea, Camarodonta, Strongylocentrotidae. Gene Ontology annotation, cellular component: nucleolus. Gene Ontology annotation, biological process: rRNA processing; negative regulation of transcription by RNA polymerase II.
UAUACAUAAUGGUCAUGUCUCAAAAAUGAAAAGUCCCAUCCGUCGUGUAACUGUAAGUCGUCGACAAGCGUGACCAGAUGUGCUUGUAAUUUAGGACUUUGAUGAGGGUUUGAACCAUCCUACAUGUCACCAAGCUAACCACCGUCAUACAAGCUUACAGGAGGUGAUCUAGUAACACCAUGGUCUUCUUUACAUGCAACGCUUGCGGCCAGGCCAUCAAGAAAGCACAGGUAGAAAAGCAUUAUCAGCAAAGAUGUAGGAGCUGUGAAGUGCUCUCCUGUAUGGAUUGUGGCAAAGACUUCUAUGGGGAUGAAUACAAACUGCACACCCAGUGUAUAUCUGAAGAUCAGAAGUAUGGAGGCAAAGGUUACCAGGCCCCACAGAACUCUAACAAGGGAGAAGCCAAACAGGAACAAUGGCUGCUGCGUGUAAGAGAAGCUGUUGGAGCGGGAAAUAUCAGCAGCAACAUCAAAAACCUGCUGGAGCAGAUUGCAGAAUAUCCCAACGUUCCCAGAAAAAAGAGCAAAUUUGAGAACUUCGUGAGGAACAGUUUGAAGGUCCAUCACCCAAAGACAAUUGAACAAGUCUGGGAUGUUUUCAGUGCUGCUACAGCUAAACCAGAUGCUUCCAAAUCUACACAGCCAGUACCCAAGGAAACAAGUGAAGCCCAAGGAACAGUUUCUCCCAAUUCUGUCCCUGAUGGAGGUGUCCAAGAGAAAGAAAUGGAGGAAAAGGCUGAAGAAAUGAAAGGCAAGGAUAAAAGAUUGUCUAAACAUUCUGAAACUAGCAAAAGUGGUCAGAAAAAUAAUAUGAAAAAUGCCAAGGCUGGACAGAAGAGAGAGAAGGAUAAAGGAGCAUCAAAACAUUCUGAAAUUGGAGAAAGCAUUCUGGCAAUUGCAUCAGAGAGUAGUGAGGCAGAGACAAUUAAAAAGACAAAGAAGAAGAAAAAGAAGAAAAGCAAAGCAUCAGAGGCUGAAAAUCCUGCAAAUGAGAAAGUCAGUGCAGGGGUAAAAGUGAAGGCUAAAAAAAAGAAAAAAUCCAAAGAUAGGAAUGACUCUAAACCUGCAGAGAACGUGGAAAGUGAUCAGGCGAGUUCUUCAAAGGAGAAAGUGGGUGUCAAGCAGAGCAAAAAGAAUAAGAAGAAGAAAAAAGAUUCCAAAAGUGAUAAAUUACUUAGUUAUAGCGAUGGAGAAGUCAGUUUUGAGUUGAAACUACCAGCAAAAAAGAAAAUAUCAAAGAAAGCGGAUCAACCAAAAUCUGUUGCUAAGGCGACUAAAAGUGUUGUCAACACUGCAAAUGGUUUGGAGGAAGGGGCUGCCAAAAAGAGCAAGAAGAAGAAGAAGAAGAAAGAGAAAAUUAAAAGUGUCAAGAACAAGGGUUUGCUUACUCCAAGCGAGGUGAAAAGGAAAGCAAAGAGUGUCGAACAGAAACAAGCAGCUACAGGAGAAUCGAAGCACAGUGAGAAAAAGGAGGAUGAAGGUUUUGAAAGUACUGGCAACAAGAAGAGUAAGAAGCUAAAAAGGAAAAGAGACAAGGACAUUGAUACAGUUAUUGUGAACAAAAAAGUCAAGUUAGAUGUGAUUGGUGAAACAAAGAAAGCAGGAACCAGUAAAGAUAAAAAGAAGAAAAAACAGAAACUUGGUGUAGGUGAGAAAUUGAAAUCUUCAGUUGGCAGUAUUGAAAUAUUCCCCCUUUCAAAUGGACAUUUAGUGAACACGGACAAAAAGACAGCAAAGAAGAAGAAAUUAGGAAAACAGUUGUCAUCUCUCAAAAUGAAAGACUCGAGGUCCAGCAAGGGGAGAAAUAAACCUGAUGAAAAGCACACCACCCCUGUGAAAAGGAAAAAGAAGAAAGAGAAGAAACUGUCAAGCAAACAUAUGUCACCAUGCAAAAUUGAUACCAGUACUAGUUCAGAUGAGUUUGGGAAAGACCUAAAGGUGAAAACUAAGAAAAAGGCAGGCAAACAUAAGAAAAACAUUGAGUCAAAGAACAGGGAAACAAAUGUGAAGAAGGCUCACUCCAAAAAGAAAAAGAAAGCAGGCUAUGAUGGUUUAGGUUCAAGCGAUAACGCAGGAGAGAUUAGAACUUUGUCAAGUCCAAAGAAAAAGAAAGCAAGGUCUGAUGUAAGUUCAAGUGAUAACGCAGGAGGGAUUAGAACUUUGUCAAGUCCAAAGAAAAAAAGAAAGGCCAAUGUGUCACAAAAUGCUGCCUCAGACCACAGCAACAACUCAGACAAGCCUGCCUCAAAAGAUAGCGCAAAUGGCAAGACCAAAAAGAAAAAAGUGUUGCCACCUGACAAGAAGUUGAAAGGAGACAAGAAAAAGUCGAAGAAGCCUUUGGGUGUUAUCUUUCCAUGUAGCCCAGGCAGCAAUAUCACAAGUUUUGAGCUGAUUGGGAAUCAACUUGUAGUGCAUGUGAAGAAAGUUCGGACGCAUGGGCAAACAAACGUUCAGCACGGAGAUCAGAAGGUAUUGCAAGAUUCUUCAGCCGAGCCGUUGCCACAGAAAGUAACCAAGACCUCCUCACACUUGGACUCCACACCGAAGAAAGUUAAAAAGAAGCAAAGCGACAGUGAUGGAGAUCUAGGACAAUGGGGAGAGACGAACAUCGAUGGGAAGGAAGUGAAGAAGAAGAAGCGUAAGCAUGAGGAGACUAAUGGCCAACCUGGUGAUCAAAACGGAACCUCUUCCACAGAGCCUCCUUCACCGAAGAAAGCAAAGAAGACUUCCAAAGAGAAAAGAAAGAAGACUUCAACAGAGAUACCCGAGGAGACUGCUACAGAGAAAGUAGAGGAAACUUCCAUGGAAUCUUCAACGAAGGAGGUCAAGAAGAAGAAGAAGAAGCAGGAGAUUAGCGGUGAUGGGGAUCAAGAAUCAUCAGAUGUCAAAAAGAAGAAGAAGCGCAAACACAAGGAAACUAACGGCCAGCUCGCUGAUGUAAGUGGAAAUUCUUUGGCAGAGACUUCACCAAAGAGAGUCAAGAAGAAUCCCAUAGAGUCUUCACCAGAGAAAGCCAAGAAGAAGAAGAAGAAGAAGCAGAGCAGUGGUGAUGGCGAUCAAGUAGCAUCGAGUGAGAUGAACGGAAGCGAGCAGGCAGGUAAAAAGACCAAAUCCGAGCGGAAAGAACAUGCAUCAAGCAAUAAAACCAAAGUAGCCAACGGUUUGACUUCUCUGCCAAGUGUUCCUAGUGACGAUUCAGCCACGAGCAAAAAGAAAAAGAAGAGCAAAGAAAGUACUUUAAUCUCUGAUUCCAGCAAACCAGAUGCACUGAGCAUUGACGGGUCAAAGAAGACGAAGAAGAAAACCAAGAAGGAAAAGCGUGAUUCUGGAUCGGAAAAGGGAAGCCCAGUAAAAACUGGAACAAAGUUAAAGAAGCAAGGGGUUGUUGUGAAAUCUAUGGAAGAGGAAAAUGGGCUUGGGACUACGGAGGUUAAGAAAUCUAAGAAAGGCUCUAAGAAGUCUAAGGAUCCUAACAAUAAUCCAUUGUCUUUCAGUACCAUAUCGCCUAGCAACAAAUCCAUCAAGACCAAAUCAAAAUCAGAGAAAUCCCCAGAAAAGAAGAAAAAGUCUCAUAAAAAGGAUAAGUCUGAAGAAUCUAGUGAUAAGUCGGGUAUAGCUGAAGCAAAAGAUGAGGUAAAGAAAGUUAAGAAAUCAAAGAAAGUGAAAGUUAAAUGAAAGAUAGAAAGCAACGUGAGAGGAUGAAAGGCAGCAUUGUUAUGAAAUUUAAGAUGAUGAGAGAUGAAAUUUGAGUGAAAAAAUCGAGUUGUGAAAGUAAAGGAACAAACUAAAAAUUAAAAAGGAAACCGAGGCAAUCAUGAAUUUGAAGAUAGUUGUGUUUUGUCAUAUUUUCUUCCUAUCAUUCCUUGUAUACUGGAUUUUGUACUAUCUAUCUUCAUUAAAAAAAAUAUAGGCCUGAAGUUACAAUGGUGUUUUAAGUAAGCUUUUAAAUGCUCUUAGAUUUACUGUGAGUGACUAAAAAGGACAAACUCACUGACAACACAAAUGGUCAAAAUGCAGGCAAAAAAAAGAAACUAUUUUUCUGUUUACCUGUCUAUCCUACAUUUUUUGUAGUUCUUUGUAUCUGCAUUUUAACUUUUUGUGAAUAGGCCCAAUGAUUCAAAAGAGAUACAUGUAUAUAUUUUAAAGUUUUGGAAACAAAGUUGAAAUGUACAGUACUCCAGUAUCACAAACACAAUUAAACAUGCAUUGUAUGCAAAUUUGCAGAUUAAGUAUAUUUUCUGAUUUAGUGUCACUACCUCCUGCCAAAUAUGAUGCAAAUAUUUGUAUCCCUUGAUAUUCCUAACAUGUAAAAGGACAGUAUUUAUACAUUUUGAGUAUUCAUCUUUGAAUAGUACUGACAGUAUGUGGAAUGUAGUUUCACACCUGGCACUGUUCUUUGUAUGGGCUAAAAUUACACCCCCCCCCCCUCCCCUUUUAAGUAAAUUUUCACACAGUCCAUCACUAAAAUGAUACUGAAUGCUUUAAAUCAUGAACAAAAUAUGUUAUGGAACGCUAUCAUGUACAUGACAAUUGAAGCUCUUUUUCUUCUAUGCUCUGCUUAUUUAAACAUAAUGAAAUAGCUUGCCUACUUUUUCGUCAAUUGUGAAAAGUCUGAAAAAUCUUUUCUGCACCAUUUAAGAUUUGUUAUGCAUUCAUUGCUUUGUUUUAGUGACAAAGUGAAAGCUCAAAUGGAACUGAUUUAACUGCUGCUAUUUAAUUUUUAAAUUUUGUUUUCAUUCCAUGAUGUAUAAUUCCAUGUAGAUAUUAUGGUUUAAUUUCAAUUAAAGCCUAUUAAUCAGUUUAAUGAAUUUUUACUAGUAGUAUUCUUUGUUGAAUGAAAUCUCCUUUUGAAAUUAUCUGCACAUAUUGUGAUUUGCUUUGUUUGACGGUACUUCAAUCCUGAAAGACUUUUAUGUGUACAUAAUAAUUUUUUUAAACAAUUUUGUUUGUGCCAAAUUCAAUGCUACUCGGAGGUUACAUGUUUUGCAAUGAGUGUUCUGCUAUAACUGGGAUAUUUAUGUAGUCUUUUACCUGUGUACCAUGUCUUUGAUUUAGAAUACUGGUUUUGCAUAUAGGAAUUUUCAAGUUUUUAUUGUAUCUUGCUGGUUAACCACAUGGACCAUGGAAAUAACAAUAAUAAUAAUAAAUGUAACUUAUAUAGUGCCAAAUCCACUCUGUGGAGUGCUCAAGGCGCAUGUAGAAACAAUUAAGAAUUAAACAGAAGCAUUUUUACAUGAUUUUUAAAGGAAUCAGAGGUUAUCCAAUUUUUGAUGAGGAAGGCUAUGCCAUAUAAAGGUAGGACACGCGUGAGCAAGGGAACCAGAAGUGGAUGAGCAUUAAGAUCUCGUGGGGGUGUAAUUUUGGAUUAAAGUAAUAUUGUAGUAUUGGGGAGCAGAACUGUGAAUGGAGUGAAAAGUGAGCAAUCAAAUCUUGAAAAUAACUACCUUGUUUAAUAUAUCAGGAACUUUGUUAUAUCAGGGUUUAAAAAAAAAGAAUAUAAAGAGCUGAGACCAGCAAUAUCACCUUGUUAUAACAGAUACAUGAACCUCAUUAUGUCAGAGGUUCUACUGUAUUAUUGUAUUAUUCCUGUUCCUUUUUGCAGAAGACUUCAUGCAUAUUCUUCAAUUGUGUUGAUGAAGUUGUGAAGAAAAUUGAAUAUCACUUUGAACGUCAUGAAUAAGAGGGAUUUUUCUUCUAUUAAAAAAUUUAAAUGUAGACCAGAAGAAACUACGCCAUGCAAGUUGAAAAAAAGUAAAUGUAGAAAUUCUAUAUAAAAAGAUUGCAGGCAGAAAGCAAUCAGAACCGUUCUGAUUUUGUCUGAUUUUUGUACAUGACAUGUGAUUUUAUCCUUUUUCCUGAGCUUUUCAAAGCAUUACCGGUAUGUCUUAAUCUUUGCUUCUGUGUGCUGGUUACCCGGUAUAUGUUAUUUUGCCCAUCUCAAUUGCAUCUGUUAGUACAGCUUGAAAACUGAAAUAUUCUUGUGGUAUCCCUGUACAUACUUGUAGAAGUGUAUUCAAGUCGUUCAAAGAGAAAUGCUGCAUCUUUUUCAAAGGGGUCUGAUCGUUAUGGCAAUGGUUAAUUGGAAGAGGAUGCCGUUGCCUCCAAAUCUCAUGGUAUGCUAGCAUUUAUGUAUCCCGUGCUCGACUUGCAGAGGCCUGUGUGGAAAAAUAGAAACUAAAGAAGCACUUUUGUGCAUAUUUUGUGUGUAUGUUCUGUUCAAUAUUUUAAUUUGCCCAAUUUAUAAGUAGAAAUAUCUUGUGGCUCACUGUGAUAAUAUUUGUUAAAGAUUGACACUCCUCAUUUCAUUAUUUGAUUCUAAAACAUUGAUGGUCCCUAUGCUAGAGGAUCAAACAUUUGUAAAACGUUAAAGGCCCACUGUACUACUUGUAGCUAUUUGCUCCCUCUAUAUAGAAAACAAUGCCUAAUCGGUGA